Messenger RNA from Rhizophagus irregularis DAOM 181602=DAOM 197198, 348 nucleotides. The record is from RefSeq and is a predicted model, not a curated record. Lineage: Eukaryota; Fungi; Glomeromycota; Glomeromycetes; Glomerales; Glomeraceae.
CCCUAUAAGAAAUAUGUAUAUGGUAAGGAUACGUUUUGUAUACAUUUUAUGUACGUUUCUAUAGUUUCCAUAUACAAAUUCCGUAUAUUUAAUAAGCAAUUCAUUUUUGAACAUUUUUUAAAAAAACUAAUGUAUACGGAAAAAAUCAAUCAUACGGAAUGUAUACGGAAUUUAAUAUUUUUAGAAAAUAAUUUUAUGAUACGUUUUUUGUUUUUUAUAUAAACAUGAGUUUGAUCUUCUGUCUUUCCCUUCCUUCUCUUUUCUCUUGUCUUAUUUUUGUUAUUUUUCUAAAUUUUUCUUCUUUUUUCGUCACCCCCCUUUUAAAAAAAAAUUUUUUUUUCGUACCUC